Messenger RNA from Rhodotorula toruloides NP11, 2784 nucleotides. Its product is annotated as MFS transporter, sucrose transport protein. Lineage: Eukaryota; Fungi; Basidiomycota; Microbotryomycetes; Sporidiobolales; Sporidiobolaceae. Bases 1 to 2784 code for a protein of 927 amino acids. The record is from RefSeq and is a predicted model, not a curated record. Gene Ontology annotation, molecular function: sucrose:proton symporter activity. The transcript is spliced from 10 exons. Gene Ontology annotation, cellular component: membrane.
AUGAGUCAGGCCUCGCCAUUCCUCCUUUCCCUCGGCGUAUCGAAGAGCAUGAUGUCCGUCGUCUUCCUCGCCGGUCCGCUAUCCGGCCUCAUCGUCCAGCCUCUCGUCGGCGUCCUUUCCGACGGAUGCAAGUCCUCACUGGGAAGACGACGACCGUUCAUCAUUGGCGGAUGCGUCUUGACCAGCCUGUCCGUCGUGAUGCUCGGAUGGUCGAAGGAGAUUGCGGGCAUCUUUGCGAGAGACGGGACGAGCCUGCAUAACCACCUUGCGAUAGCUUGUGCCGUCCUAUCGGUCUAUGUGAUCGACUUCAGCGUCAACGUCGUUCAAGCGAUGGACCGCUCGCUCCUCGUCGAUGUCGUCUCGCCAGCACAACAAUCAGCGGCGAACGCAUGGGCAGGCCGCAUGUUUGGCUUUGGCGCUGUCUUCGGCUACUGGAUUGGCGGAGUCGACCUCGUCUGGUUCACGCGCGGCUUGCUGGGUGACCAACAGUUGAAGGUCCUCACCAUCUUCACCUCGUUCUUCCUCUGCGGCACGCACGCCAUCACCUGCUCCUGCGUGCAAGAGCGAGUACUCAUCUCGCGGGAUGACGAGCACGAGGCGGGCGGCGGCGGACCGAUGCGAGCGCUGGAGGAUAUCUGGCAGACAAUCAAGACGCUGCCAAGACCGAUUCGGCAGGUAUUCAAUGUCCAGUUCACAGGAUGGAUCGGCUGGUUCCCCAUCCUCUUCUUUUCGACAACGUGGGUCGCCGAGAUCUACGUCAAGAGCCACGCCUCUAGCGGCGCGACAGACCUCGCGUCGGCGAGCGAGGAGAUGCGCGCUGCCGCAACUCGAGCCGGCACGCAUGCGAUGCUCUGGCACUCGGUCGUCUCGCUCACGACAUCCAUCCUUCUGCCACCUCUCGUCGCCAAUGUGUCGAGCUCAGCUUCGACUUCCCAGAAUGACCGCUCGAGGUCGCCGUAUGGCGGUCGGAACUCGUCUUCGCCGCUCGACGUCAUCAAGCGCGCCCUGCCUUCUGUUCCCUUCACCUGGCUCUCCCUCCCGCUCCUGUGGGCGAUCUCGAACGGCUUCUUCGCCUUCCUCCUCUUUGGCGGAACCUGGAUGGUUAGCAGCGUAGGCGGAGCGAGCUUUGUCAUUGCAGCAGCUGGCUUUUCGUGGGCUGUCACCAACUGGGCCCCUUUCGCUCUCCUCGGCGAACUUAUCCUCCGCAUCGGCUCCUCGCCUCAUCCCCUGAGCACUCUGUCGCCGAACAACUCGACCAUCAUGCUUCAACCCAAUCCUUCCUCUACGCACUUCCGCCUCUCCUCUGGCUCAGACGAUGAAGACGACGCAUCGACCGGCCUUACCGACAAGCACGGACUUCCGCACUCGCCGAAGCGGAAUCGCGCCCAUCCUCCUCGUGAUCUCGACAUUACGCCUACUCCACCUGCCCGCUUCUCUCGAUCGGGUGAACAAGUCGGCCGCGACGACGAGUUCCCGACGACGCCCACGACUGCCCGAUCCUUCUACUUCGAUGCCGCCUCUGCUGGCGAAGAGAGCGACCAGGAGCGGAUGCGGCUGGAGGACGGAACAAUGAGCCGCUCGACCUCGGACAACUCGUUCAGAUCGACCAACUCGGGUCCUCAGCUUGGCUCUCCCUCGACUACCGGCUCACGAACACCUACUCUCUCCGCAUCACCGAGCUUUACGUCCGAUCGGCUGAACGAUUCGCACGGCUCCACGAGGCGGAAUAGCUUCGAGUCGGCCAAGAGCGGCAGCACGAUCGCCUUUCCCCCAAAUCACGGCUCGGUAGGCGUCAACCUCUUCGAUGCGGAUGAGGAGGGUGGCGGCUUUCCACGCGGCAACAGAGGACGGCUCUCGCAGGAGUUCUACUCGGCGGACCCGUACGCCUAUGGCGGAAGGAGUGCGCUCGCCUCGUCUUACGGGAGAGGCGGGAAGGGAUCGGAGUCGACGAUCCACCUGCCGCGCCGGGGCAGCGUGCAGAAGGGGACGUAUGGCGGAGAGUCUGGCCUGGACAGCGACGGCGAGGCAGCCGGACACGACUCGUCUCGCAUCCUGCAGAUCCGGCACUCCGACUCGUUCGACCUCGACGAGGCGGAGCGCGACAGCUUCGACUUUGCGGACGGUCCAGGCGGUCGAGGACAUCUGGAGGUGGGCGGUCAGCGGUCGAUCUCGGUGUCGCCCGCGCUGGGACGGAACGGUGGGGCACGGACGCCUCGAAUCGUUGUCGAAGGCGAGGAGGGGCAGGAGGACGAGUGGCAGGCCGAAGCAGCUGAGGACGGCUCGGAUGCGGGCAAUGUUGCUGGAGGCGGAGAUCAAACGGGCGUCAUCCUCGGAUGCCACAACAUCUUCCUCGUCCUACCGCAGUUCCUCGUCACGGCCCUCUCCUCCAUCAUCUUCGCUAUCCUUGCGCCGCAUCACUCGGUGCUUCCCGCGCACCAUCCGACUAUCGCUCCGCCGAACACCAACCUGACGACCGCUUCAACCAUUUCAUUGAGCGUCGCGAGUAUCGACGACAUCGACGCUAUCGGGACGAACGAGUUUGCGUCGCUAGCUGUCCGGGCAGUCGCCGCCGUAGGAAGGGCGUUCGUCGAGCGGAGACAGGAGGCGGGCGAAGACUUGCCGCCAGGAGGUCAAGCCGGAUGGGACGCACUUGGCCUGAUCUUCCGGAUCGGCGGCAUCUCAGCGGCGUUCUCAACGUACAUCUGCUUCCAGAUGUGGCGCGACAAGGUGCGGACGGAGAAGCGGGCGAGGGCAGCCACUCGAGGAUACCGGUUAGGCGUGUGA